UCAAUGCAUCACAGAAGAAAGAAGAAGUAGGAAGAGAAACACGUGCGAAACUUGCAGACCCCACUUCCAACACGUUCGUUACAAAGCUUUGACCAACAUCUCCGUUUAAAAUGGGAAAAUCAAAGAAAGAAAAGCCAGAAGCAGAGGUGGAAGAGGAAACGACAGGGGCAGUCGAGAAAUCUUACGGGGAGCUUAUUGUUAACAUUAACCCCAUAGCCCAGCCGCUAGCGUCACGGAAACUCAGCAAGAAGCUCUACAAAUGCGUCAAGAAGGCUGCCAAGCUGAAACAGAUUCGACGCGGAGUGAAGGAGGUGCAGAAGUUCAUCAACAAAGGCGAGAAGGGUAUUGUGGUGCUGGCCGGAGACACGCUGCCCAUAGACGUCUACUGCCACUUGCCUAUCAUGUGUGAAGACAGGAGUCUCCCCUAUGCCUACAUCCCAUCCAAAGUGGACUUGGGUUCUUCGGCGGGUUCCAAAAGGCCGACCUGCGUGAUACUGAUCAAGCCCCACGAGGAAUACCAGGAGGCUUAUGACGAGUGCCUGGAAGAGGUGACGGUUCUGCCCAAGCCCCUCUGAUGAACAUACGGUUCCAUCACAUUCACACACAACCACGCCUGGGAACCUUAUUGUAAAGGCCUAGUGAGAGCACUGGGUUAACAAAUGUUGUCUGCAUCCCACAAGUUCACACACGCAUCAGAAGAGGACAAAAAGCCUUAAAUCAUCUAUGGACCAUCAUUGUUUUCAGUUUAUCGGCCCAUGAUUGGGCCCUUAGACAUCACCUGGUGAAGGCAAAGGGGCAAUAUUAAAUUUCAAAUGUUAAGGAUAUGUGAAGACUUUGAUUUUCAGGCUUGAUAAGGACCCAUCCAUGCUGGGUAAAUAAAAUGCAACGUAUAUAAGAUAAGCAAGUAUUUGUGCUUGCUUUGCAUCGUUGUCCAUUCGGCAACCAACAUUUUAAUCUGUUGCCGCUGAACAUGUAUUAGCAGCAGUGGCAGCAGCAAUCUCACGUUAUUUUAGAAUGAAAUGGCUCUCUAUGACAACUAAAUUGUGUUGCAGUUUCCGAUAGUGUAUUUUUUUUAUGAACUAUUUCUUUGUGCUUUUGUAAAGUCUCUCGUCUCCCUCACCUUAUGUAAAAGUCAUUCGAAGAGAUAAAACUUUUGUUAUUGUAAAGUACUGUACUUUAUAAAAUAAACAUUGUUUGGCCUCA
This is a messenger RNA of Gadus macrocephalus (Pacific cod), 1203 nucleotides long. RefSeq names its product NHP2 ribonucleoprotein homolog (yeast) (gene nhp2). The record is from RefSeq and is a predicted model, not a curated record. Gene Ontology annotation, biological process: snRNA pseudouridine synthesis; rRNA pseudouridine synthesis. NCBI's taxonomy places the organism in Eukaryota, Metazoa, Chordata, Actinopteri, Gadiformes, Gadidae. Gene Ontology annotation, molecular function: box H/ACA snoRNA binding. Bases 111 to 575 code for a protein of 154 amino acids. The transcript is spliced from 4 exons. Gene Ontology annotation, cellular component: box H/ACA snoRNP complex; nucleolus.